Molecule: messenger RNA, 1410 nt
Organism: Arachis stenosperma
Lineage: Eukaryota; Viridiplantae; Streptophyta; Magnoliopsida; Fabales; Fabaceae
Exons: 7
Coding region: 543-1085 (180 amino acids)
Biological process (GO): GPI anchor biosynthetic process
Cellular component (GO): glycosylphosphatidylinositol-N-acetylglucosaminyltransferase (GPI-GnT) complex
Source: RefSeq, a predicted model, not a curated record
GGAACGAAAUCGGUGAGAAAUGAAACCAGAUUUAUACCCUAAUUUCCUAAUUUGAGUAAUUUGGUAGGUCCCGAAUUCUACGCUGACAAAUCCUGCCACAGCCUUACACGCCGCCGUCGCCAGCCGCCAGCAGUGGGAGCAAGGACGCCGGAACCAUUCUUUCUUGCUCCAUCUUGCGGCUUGUGCCUUGCGAGGCGCUUCUCUCUGCCUCUCUCACGUGAGCAACCCUUUCUUAGCCACUGACUACCAUUUUUGUAUGAAGCUAACCAACAAAGGUGAUAAGGCAUGCUAGUUUGAAGUUGCAAUUCAAUUUCAAAUCAAAACUUGGUUAUGGACUUGGUGGCAUUGUUUCAGAUGAUCCAGUGAAGAGUUUCUGAGGGGUUUAUUUGGGUACUACAAUGUAACAAGUUCACAAUCCAAUAGAGUUUUUUUUGUGGGUCCACCAUUGAUGAUUCUCACUUCACUCUUUGAAGCAUCACCGUUUCCCCUAUUUGCGCUUCGGCUAUCUUUCUUUCCUCUUCUUCCAAAUCAGAUCAUAAGGAAUGGUAAAAUUCACGAUAAGUAAGGGCAGAUAUACGUAUACCCAUGAUCAGAAAUAUCCCUGCGAAAAUGUCGACAUACACCACAUAAUUUUGAAGAGUGGUAGGGCAAAUUAUGUCUUUGUAUACACCUCAGCAGUUCUUGUAUUAGCUUCUGCCUUAUAUCUCUAUAUUCUUGGGGAAAAAUCAAUUAGUAUUGUAUAUUACAGCCUGCUUUUCAACAUAUUUCUUGUCAAGUUAUUGCUUCGAAAGCCUGUUAAGAAAGAGUCUAUUGUAAUUAUGCCAGCUUUUGGAGUACAGCUUGAGACUCACUACAUGAGUGGAAAAAUCGUUAGAUGCUUUGUUCCCAUUGACAAGAUUCUGAAACCUGUUCUAGUAGAAUGUGUGACACCAGUGACUUGUUACUGGACACUAUCGAUGAUGAUUCGUGGGGAAUCGGAAAUGGUAUUAGUUUUCAAGAGCUUGCGUCCACCAGUGAAAAUGCUGGUCCAUGUAUGGAAGGCCCUAUGUGCUGCAACUGAUAUUAAGGAAGAGGCUAUGAUGUAGUGAUUCAGGACCCGUUUGAAAUAAUCUCAAGUUCAUAGUUCGGGAAGUAUACAUUUUUGGCAUUUCUGGCCAUCUACUGAGGGCUAAUUAACUAGAUUGUUGUGCCAUAAAUUAGGUAGGCUGCAUAAACAGGAAUGUUUCGUGACAUGAUAUGACAUAGCUGUACAUGCUGAAUAUUAUUGCCAAGAGAAUGUUUCUAUGCGCAUUAAACAACUUUACAUGUAUCGUUAUCUUAGCGAUCAAAUUGGACCUCUCAUUAUACACCAUGUAAAAUGACGUUGAAUCGGUUAUAUAUAUACAAUCAUCUAUAGCACGGUUCUCUAUC